AUGGAGUGCGGUAUCCUCAACGGCGACCGCGCCACCUUGAGAUUGAACAUGGGAUUCUCCCGCCCGAUCCGCAGCGACUCGGGGAUCCUGCCGGGCCUCAGCGGCUCCCUUUUGGCGACCCGGUCCUGUCUCGGCGGCGACCCGGUGCGCAGCGUCUUGACUGCCCGGGUCUGCAUCCUGCACUGGCUGGGAUCUUGGCGCUUGUAUCUGGUGCUUUGUGCGGUGUCUUCUUGCUCGGGGACCAUCGACUGCGCCCGUCUCGUGGUCGUCGGCUGGGUUUUGGCAGAGGCGGACGUAAAUUGUGACCUGAGAGGAGACGGCGACUGA
Molecule: messenger RNA, 327 nt
Organism: Pyricularia pennisetigena
Lineage: Eukaryota; Fungi; Ascomycota; Sordariomycetes; Magnaporthales; Pyriculariaceae
Exons: 2
Coding region: 1-327 (108 amino acids)
Source: RefSeq, a predicted model, not a curated record